AUGAAACUUGACACACAUUCACACAUAUACACACAAACACAAGCAUGCACAUUGCAUUGCACAACUUCAUCUUAAAUUACAAAAAAGUACCACGUUAACAUUAAAAAAUUAUGCUUUUAAAGACAUUAAUAUAUAUUUCAUCCAUAUCUGCUACAUCCACUGGACAGUUGCAAAUAACUGUUUAUGAUCAUAAUGAAACAAAUGAUGGGUUAUCUUGCUGUACUACAGCAAAAUGACAUUUUUUUUAAUAUUUAAAAAAAGGACAACAUUUUAAAUUUACAUGGACUACUUGUAAACAGAAAAAAGAAAAUAUACCUUAUAUUAACAAAUGAUUUAACAAAAACGAUAGAUAGAUAGAUAGAUAGAUAGAUAGAUAGAUAGAUAGAUAGAUAGAUAGAUAGAUAGAUAGAUAGAUAGAUAAACCGACAAUGUGAGUUACAUCUUCGUGUCAACAGGGGGCGCUGGAUCCUUAUUUUGAACACCAAUUCCUCAUUAACAUCAUUACGAUUAGUUCAAAGGUACUAAUUGUAAAACCCCCUAUCAUUCCGGUGUUUAAAAAAUAAUAAAUAAUAAUUCGACCUCAGUCUUCAUUUCAAUUUAUGUUUAUAAUCACUUUGCCUACGGUAUUAUUUAAAACUUUAAAUAAUAAAUAAAUGACAGUGCCAAACAACUCCUGGGUGUAACAAACAGCAGCCCCAACAGGCCUGAUAAGUGACUUCAUUGAACUGUCUUAUGCUACUACAGCUAAACCAAACAAAUGAUGUACGAUGGAAAAACCACUAAUUAAACGCAAAAGGCCAGUGUAAUGUAUUAUCAUUCUAUCCGUCGUUUAUAUCUAGAUCAAUCACGAGGAUACUCCAAUAACAACAACAACAGAGCAACUUCCCUUUCAACGAAAUUCAAAUGUGUGUGCAUUCCCUUUAAAUGAACAUACCACUUCAAGAGAAGGUAAGACCUGACCGCAAAACGGACUAAGUACGAUAUUCCUUCUCUCGCUGUGACUCGAUCAGGUCAGCUAGCUAGCAAAAGUGGCUGCUAUUAUAAACAACGUAUAUAACAAAGUUUAGGUUUGAUUUGCUCCGAUAGUUUAUUUGUUGUGUUCCGCGCGAACCCCUCUCGCCGGGGCGGAUGGUAGCGCCCAGCCCAUCUGUUCUCCUCCUGUGAAAUGCGGAUUGAAACAGAUUGUACGACUCUACGGGUCGCAAUGGCUACUGCACCGCAAGGACAACAAGUUUUACUGUUCAGUUAAACAAGUCUCGUGUGAGGAACCCGCCGGACGGAAUCGUCUAAGCCGCGCUUGUUAAUGCGAGACACUCGUUGGAUAACGUAAAAAUGUCCCAGGGAUGUAUAACUUCUGCGGAGGAGAUCCAGUCUUGGUGGGAAGUCCCCGCCAUAGCGCACUUCUGCUCUCUCUUCAGGACGGCGUUCAAUUUACCAGACUUUGAAAUCGAGGAACUUGAGCAAGCACUACUGAAACAAGACCAAGACUUCCUCUCAGACCUCCUCUGCUCCCUGCUGAAAGGAUGUUACCAGCGAAGAGACAUCACAAUUCAGUCCUUUGGCAGUUACCUGGAAGACAUUAUCAAUUACCGCUGGGAACUGGAAGAAGGGAAGGCCAAUCCACUGAAGGAGCACCAGUUUGAAGAGCUGCCACCCCGCACACAGGUGGAACUCUUGCACAGACUCUGUGAUUAUCGUCUUGACGCUGCUGAUGUCUUCGACCGGCUCAAGGGCCUGGAUGCAGAUAGUUUACGUGUUGAGCCUCUGGGCCAGGAUGGGAAUGGGGCCCUUUAUUGGUAUUUUUAUGGUACGCGGCUGUACAAAGAGGAGCCAGUUGAACCAAUGUCUCCCCAAUACAGUGACAGUUACGACAGAGAAAAGAAAAGAAGAGGGAGGCCACCAAAGAAGUCUGAAGAUAGACUGGCAACGGAUGAGGAGGGGGAAGACUCUGUGAAGGAAGAGGAUGAAAUUGUUGUGGAGCCCAAGUCUGUAAUAGAGCGUUGCGAGCGUGGGGCCUGGUCUCUGGUGUGUGAUACAGAGGAGCAGUGGGUCAGUCUGGCUGAAAGUGUCAAGGACAAUAUCUCUCCUCAGGACCGGCACCUGCACCGCAUCAUCACUCAAAACUUCCUGCCUGAGAUCAGAAACAUGAUUGAACACAAGGAGAAAGAGAUGAAGCAAAAGCUACUUAAUCCGCCCAAGGAGCACAACAGCUAUCACCAUACUGAACAAAAUGGCAGCAAAGAGAAUGGGACACGAGCCACAAAUGAGGUGGACAAGCAGAAGGAAGAGGACCUGGAAAGACAAGUCCUGCUCGCUGAACAACGAAAAGAAGAAGAGAGACUGCUUCAGGAGGAACGGGAGAGAGAGGAACAGGAGAGAGUCAAAGCUGUCGAGGAGCGUGCACGUAGAAGGAAGCAGCGAGAGGAGAAGGCCUGGUUGCUCUCUCAAGGAAAAGAACUUCCCCCUGAACUGCUGAAUCUGGAGACUCACUCACCUAGUCGCCGAACACGUCGCACCAAACAGUUUUAUGACAUAGAUGAUGAUUACACAGCUCUCUACAAAGUGUUGGAGGCCCUGAAAGCACACAAAGAUGCCUGGCCUUUCAUGGAGCCUGUUGAUGAGUCUUAUGCCCCCAACUAUCAUGAAAUCAUACAGACUCCAAUGGACCUGUCGACCAUCGAGAGAAAGUUGAAUGAUGGGGAGUACGUUGCUAAGGAUGAGUUUGUGGCUGAUGUAAAGCUUAUGUUUGAGAACUGUCUCGAAUACAAUGGAGAAGAGAGUGAAUACACAAUAAUGGCUGAGUCCUUGGAACGCUGCUUUAGCCGAGCCCUACUGAAGCAUUUUCCUGCUGAGGAUGGAGACACAGAUGAGGAGUUUCAUGUGAGCAGUGAGGAUCGUGACCGCAAGGAUAAGAAGAAGAGCAAAAGUCACAAACAGUCAGGUCCUGAGAGCUUGAUCAGAGCCACUGAGCAAGUUCAAAAACGCAAAACAUCCAAUAGUGGAAAAGGAAACAAUCAGCAACAAGAUAAACCUAGAUCUGCUUUACAAUACCCUCCCCCACACUACACCAAUGGUCCCCCUUAUCCUCAUAACAUCCACCCAGGACAGCAGCAGACUGGCAUGCUACAUCCUGCUCAACAGUUUCAACAGUCUGCAGGUCCUUUGGGACCAGGAAUGUAUGCUCAACGAAUGAUGAUUGAUCCUCAGUAUCCAUAUCCUGGACAGAGAUCCCUCAUGUCCAGACCACCAGUGGAACAUGGAAAUCAGCAUAUUCCUCAGUACAACAUGCAGGGUUCCCACAUAAAUGGUCCACAUCUUGGACCUAGAUAUCCAAUUGGACCUGAUGGCCAACCGCUUCAACCUCCACAUCAGCAACAUUCUUAUCCUGGUCCUACUCAUGGUCCUUCUCUUGGCCCAAGGCCAAUGACCCUUCAGCCUGGAGGUUUCUGUGCCCCUCCACCUGAGGGCAACAUGUACCCUUCACAGCAGCAUCCAGAAGGGCAGUCCAUGCAGCCUAUGGGGAACCGGUACCCCAGGCCAGGUGUCCCAAUGCAUAGUUCCUACCCUCCUUAUGGACCCCAUAGUAUGAACGUGCCCAGGAUGUGGCCUCCCAUGAACCAUCAUGGGCAGUCAACACCUGGUGGACCUAUGAUUCAAGAGCAGAGUGCUACAAGCCAGCAUCCAUACAAUAACAACAUGAUCCGUCCUCCACACAGUACUGGUUAUGCAAUAACAAAUGGACAAUAUAGAAUGCCCUCUGUCAGCUCCCAAAGUCCCAUUGGCCAAAGACCACCAGGGGGCCCCCAGGUCUCAAGGCCACAUUUGGCUUCCAUGCUUGAUAGCCCAGAGAUGAUUGCCCUCCAGCAGCUCUCAGCCCCAUCAUCUCAUCAUGUUGAGAACUUUCAGCCCGCCCCACUAAGUGGUGGUAAUGCUUUAGCUUCUGCUGAAAACCAGCUCAUCAGGCCUGUUAGAGAUGGUUCUUCGGACAUCCAGCACACUCCCGUAUCCCCCAAAGGUGUGAGUCCAAAAUCUGGUGAUAAACCAUCAACUAGAGAAAAUGCUCUGACUGAAGCUGACAGCCAUUCUCAUCCCAAUCCAAGAGAAAAAUCUGAGCAACCUUCUUUAGGAACAUCUUUGGCAUCUGUGUCCAAUUCAAGCAUGGAAGGCCCCAGUCAGAAUGAAGAGAAACCUAGAUUGUCAAAUCUAGAGAAAAUCCACAGUGAUAACCAUGCAAAUUCUCAAUUCCAACCAGGUCCCCCACAGCAAAAAUCUGUGGAUGACUCUUCAUUACACCUAAAUGGUUCUCAGCCAAUGUCGCAUAAAACUCCAGAUAAUAUUCCCCAGUAUCACUCUCAACAAAUCCAUAAACAUGUUCCACCACAGUAUAUUCAGAAUGGUUCUCAACGACAGUCUCAGAAUGUUCCUUCACAUGUUCUGCAGAAUCUUCCUCAACAGAUGGCACAAAAUGCAUCUCAUCAGUAUGCUCAGAACAGCUCACCACAAAUCCCACACAAUGGAUCAGUCAGAGGGCCACAGGCAGGACCUCUUCAUGGAAUGCCACAAAUUCCACCUCAGGGCAGUCAGCCUGGUGUUCAUCAGCCUACAACCCUUAGCUCUCUACCUCCUAGCCACCCUGUAUCACAUCCACUUGCUCAACCCUCUCCAGCUGAUCAGGGAGACCAAAGGCCUUGUGAGCCUACCAGCAGGAAAGUGUCAGGUGGGAGUACAUCUUCCCAAGAUAAUAACAACGCUAACAUGAGAACUGAUUGUGCGAGCGGGCUUUUCAAACCACAACCUUUCAGUCCAGAGUCACAAACCCAGCUAGGAAGGCAGGAGCUAGCACCCCUUCACAAUCAGGCUCCUCCAAUACACUCUCAGGUUCCAGAGAGUAACACUGUGACCCAGUAUGGUACAACUGAGCCAGCACAUCAACACUUUGGCCCACAGAUGGGUAGAGGAUUACUCCCACCAAAUCACCAGCCUUAUCCAAACCAUGGACCACCAUCACAGGGAAAUAACCCUCAUCAAAAUCCUGCACACUAUCCUGCUUAUCACCAACAAGGUGUUUCAUACCAGUACCGCAUGGCCACACAGCAUCCUCAAGGUCAAUCCAGCAUGUAUCCUCAGUUCCAGCAGCAGUUCUAUCAGCACCCCCGACAUAGCAGACCUGGAUUUCCAUCUGAGGAGUGGCCUAGACCUCCAUACCAGCCUCAGCACCCAAUGAUGCCCAAUUCUUACCCAUCACCAUCCACUGGAAGUUUUAAUGGUCGACACAAGGAAAAUAGCAUGUCUCCACAUGGCUCAGAUGGAUCGGUUGGGAGCUUAAUGUCACCUAGUCCUUUACCUGAUGGGUCCCAUAGCAGUGCUUUGGAAAACAGAGAGGAUGGCAGCCCCGCUAAACAGGCAAGGACUGAAGAACCUUCUGAGCGUUCUGAGAGCCCAAAGGAGAUCUUGGACCUGGACAGCCAUAAUGCAACAGCUCAACAUCGUAAUUCAGCUCAGCCACACCCCAGUUUCCCAUAUGGGCCUCGUGGCAUGCAGCAGAGUGGUGCUCCUCCACCCCAUAUGGUGGUAAGUGGGCCGUAUUCUGGCCAGCACUUUCCCAGUCCACAUUUUGCAGCACCCCAUCCUCAUCCACAUUUGAUGGAAGCUUUACAGAGGCCCCAGCACCUACCUUUCUCUCCAGGCCAAUCUCGCAUGGCUAUGUAUAGGCAUUCAAAUGUUGCAGGACACUUCCAGGGAAUGAUGGUUCCUCAAAGAGCAGUGGUUGCAGAACACUUACUUCGCACUGGGCACCAGAUGUUGGGUACAACUUCUCCCAAUGGUCCAGGCAAUAAACAAGGAGUAUGAAAAGUAGGAUUUCAUUGGAAAAUCAAGGAAAAUGUAUAUCUUAGAAUAUUGUUACAUCCUGAAAUAUACAAAAAGGUAGAGACAACAAAAUAUUAAGAUUGUUGAUAUGACCAUUUGCUGAAAAAUGCAAGUUAUCAUUUGAAGUCCUGAUCCUCAGACAUACUCCACUACCCACCUAUAAAAUGUUUUUGAGAUAGAGAUAACCCAUCCAAGUCUGGAUUAGGUAACCAAGAGGUGGGAUCAUUGACCAAUGAAGAGCUGUGAAUCUUCAGUCCUGUUUAUUGCUCAAAUACUGUUUGAACUUCAUAAUACUGCUCCACAACUUCUCCUUUCAGCCUGGAAUAUCUUUUUGGUCUCAUUUCCUACAAAGGAACAACAUCUCCAAUUUCCUUUUGGAUGGGCUUUUAAUUGGGAAGUAGAUAAACAGUUUUUUCCCAGGUCAUGAGAAGAGCAAAAUGUGAUUUUACCAGUUCAUGUUCUGGUUUAAAGUUAAACUCAGGUGUAGUAAAUAUGGUACUGGGUCUACUGGAGCUUUUUCCAAGCUUUGUGGACAAACUAGACCCAGUUGCCUUCAUGUACUUGUUGAAUGUUCGGUGAAAGAUUUUCAAUAUAGUAGUAAUUCAACUUAAGGAAUAAAAGAUGGAUCUUGUGCUCCACUGUGCAACACCUUACCUGGAGUGUUUUAAUGAGGUGAUGUUCAUCUCAACUAAAACAUAGUAUCCACUUGGUUUCUGGUAAUGUGCAUUGUUUUAAUACCACUUCAAUUUGAAGAUUGUCUUUUUUUCUUAGACUGGCAGAGAACUUGGCUGCUCUAUUUGUUAUGCACUAGGAAUAGUCUUUCAUACUGGAAUUAGUGGCCUUGGACAUAAAUUAGACGUUUGCUCCUUUUGUAUGGGACUAAAUUCUAACUUUUCACUCAAGUUGUCUCUAACUCUGAUGUGUUGUCUUGUUCCAUAUUGAUGUGUCCUGCUAAUUUGUGUGCACAGAAUGAAUCAGAUUUCAGAUACUGAGGUAGCCAUCUUUCACCUCUUAAUAUCUAGUUUUCUAGUAAUCUAUAGCUUUUGGGAUUCCUUGAAGGCUGGUUUAUUGCUUUCACCUGAUAUCAUUCAUCACUGGUCAUCAAUCUUAAAAUAUUAUAAUUUUUUUUUCUUUCAUAUAUUGGAAUGUAAAUUGAAUUUUUGUCUCAAUUGACAACCAGCUGGAGUCGCAAUACUAAAAAUGCAUUAGAUUAGAGAAUAUAUAUCAGCCUUAACUUGUAAAAGUACCACUGUAGCUCCUUUUAUCAAAUAGGAGAAAUGUUGACGUGCUCAUAUUUUACAUGUAUGCUUUCACUUUUAAUUCAAUGUACUGAAUGUGUCCUCAGGGUGUAGUGGUUUUAAUACGGGUAUUGUCAAUAGAAUCUUCAUAGGAAAAAAAACUGCAAUUAAAUGUCACUGGAACUGUUUAACUUCAAUUCAUCUGUUGUCUUCAGUACAGACAUAGGAACUGGGCAAGCAGUACUUGGGGUUAAUGGUGUUCUUUGAAUUAGUUUUAAAUGCUUUUUUUCUUUUUAAUAGAGGGGAAAAGGUUGAUCUAAAUGAACUAGAACUUUUGUUCAUUUUAAUUUCUCCUACUAUUGUCCUGCACUAAAUGAAUUUUUUUAAUUAUUAUUAUUGUUCUCUCGGUCUGUCUGAAUUACUAUUUUACUCAGAUCUUGUUGACAAACCAUUGAAAAGAAACAGCAAUUUGUGAAUAUGGCAGCAAGAAUAUCUACCUCAUAAUGCCAGAUUGUGGCACAUUCUUCAUUCCCUUCAUAGACGCAUGCAAAAAAAAAAAAGAAAAAAAAAUGUUUUGGACACUUCAAUAUCCUUUUUAUGAUUUACCGCUCGAUUCAUUCAUCAACACUAUAUAUAGCCUUAAUAUGUUCACUUGCAAAACCGAAGGGUAAUUAUUAAUUUAUCAGUGCCAAGUUUGAACAUGAUUAAAACCAUCUGCAUUCCACUUUUUGAAUGUUGGUGUUUAGAACCAUAAGUGAAAUGAAGGCAGCAUCCUAGAAGGUUUUGCCAUCAUUUUGUGGAAUCCAUGCUGAAGUGGAAAAGAGGUUGUACACCUUUUGUGGGAAGGAUUUGAGUGAUUUUUGUGGAACACUGAGAUCAUUUGUCCCAGAAACCUGUGAUGGUGCAAAAUGUUGGAGAGUAAUAUUUUAGUAUUUUUGUGACAUGUGAACUGUUUAUAUGUAUUUUAUGAACUAGGGAUAUGGAAAUAUUAGCAGCCGUGAGAUGACAUGGACCUUGUCCACCAUUGUGUACCUGUCUUUGCUCAUAAGUUAAAAUGUAUCACUUUAGCAGUCUGUCAGAGGACUCUUUUCUCCACUGUUAAUAUAUAAAGGGAUGAUUUAGUUGUUAUGAACUACAAGAAUGUGUGGAUUUUGCUGUGUACAGAUGUUUUUAUUUUAUUUUCUUUCACCUAUUGGUGGCUAUUGGGUAACGGAUCUGUAUCUCGAAAUCCACCCUUCCACAUCUCUGCUGUCAUUUAUUCUGUCUGUACUAGUUAAGAAACUAGUUGGUUUAAUGUGAAUCAUAUUUAUUUGCUCUCUUGUUUUUUUUUUUUUUUUGUAAAUUUUUGUCUUUUUUUUUAUAUAUAUAAAUGUGUUGUUUGUUUUGAAACGGUUCACUUUACCUCAGUAGCAAAGAUGGCAUCCAAAACAACACCUGUAACUUUCAUUAUGUGAAGUUUACAAGUUCUUACCUGGCUGACAAAUUAUUUUGGAAAUGGACUGAAGUAUUUUCUAUACUGUACAUUUCUUAGAAUAAAUUACGUUUCAUUAGA
Messenger RNA from Puntigrus tetrazona (Sumatra barb), 8658 nucleotides. RefSeq names its product cat eye syndrome critical region protein 2. Gene Ontology annotation, cellular component: CERF complex. Gene Ontology annotation, molecular function: protein binding. The coding region runs from base 1333 to 5850 and encodes 1505 amino acids. The transcript is spliced from 18 exons. The record is from RefSeq and is a predicted model, not a curated record. Lineage: Eukaryota; Metazoa; Chordata; Actinopteri; Cypriniformes; Cyprinidae. Gene Ontology annotation, biological process: chromatin remodeling.